Molecule: messenger RNA, 2471 nt
Organism: Dendronephthya gigantea
Lineage: Eukaryota; Metazoa; Cnidaria; Anthozoa; Malacalcyonacea; Nephtheidae
Exons: 14
Coding region: 414-2180 (588 amino acids)
Source: RefSeq, a predicted model, not a curated record
UCGGUUAUUAUAACUUUUCAAUUUUAUUCUUUUGCGCAAUAUUUGUAGUAUUAAAAGCGAAAAUUAACCAACGUUUAGUCGAUCCUCUAACCUGGGCCUUGAUCGGUGCAAUUAACUUUCAAAAUCUGUGCUAACGCACAUUACGAUAAUCUAGUUGUGGUCUGGGUGUUUUAUUACAUAAAAGCCCAUAGAAGGCAGAGCUUAACACGACAUGGACGGACAGAAUUGCCAAGUAAUUAAAGGAGCCUAGGAGGUGACAAAUCUCGUCCUCAGACUUCUCCCAAAUCUAGCAAAUAAACUUCCUGUUAUUGACUUGUUCAUCGUCAUAAAAUACUGGCCCGCAUUCGCAACUUGUAAAGUUUUUGUAGCGGAACAGACAACAUACUCUACGCAUUUUCUGACUGCGAAUCAUUAUGAAUUGGUAUUGGAUAUUGACAGCGAUUUGCUUUAGUGUAGUCACUAUAAGUAGCGCAAAGCCGAAGCAGCGACGUAUUCCGGUUUCAAGCGGCUACGAUCCAGGCCCUUGUAACGACACAAGUCAUGGAAGCUUAGUUUUGGUCAAAGAUAGAGAUGACGAUGAAGUUAUUCUUGUUUGCACCAAGAAUAAGGAUGGUUACCGGUGGAAGUCAACAGAUGGAUUAAAGAGCACAGUUGGUGAAUUCUUCAACCCGGGUUACGAUUGUUCAGACAUUAUGAACAAACGUGAAAAUGCAGGAGAUGGCUUUUAUUGGAUUACUUUAAAAAGUCCAAAUAACUACCAGGUGUGGUGCGACAUGAGUACGGACGGGGGAGGCUUCAUAUUAGUUGGACGGCAAAACGAUUCAGUAACAUGGUCGGUCGCAUCCAAUGGAAAUCCUGUUGCGCCAUACGGAGAACCCCAUUGGUUGAGCUCGCUUGGAGAUGCACCAAUCAUGGACUUUCGAGUACAAAUGGCAACAAGCGAAGAUUUAAAGUCAACAAAGGCACAUUGGUCACUUAGAUUGAAUUCCAAACGUCCGUUGAAGAACCUGAUGACAACAAGUGAUGGUUGCGACCAAAGAUCAGCUGGGAUUGGAAAUAUUGCUUAUGUCAAAGACUUGCUGACAGAAAAAAUCGUCACUACAAAGCUAAGAUGCUCCAAAUUCGGUUUCGCUCAUCAUAUCCUGCUAAAGUUUGGAUGGGCUAUGAUGAACUCAUGUUUGCAAAAACCAUGUCCCUUUGGCUUCGCCUAUCAUCCUCUUGUAAGGAGUGCCCAAACGGAUACCUAUGGGGCUUUCAGUUUUAGCAAAACUGAAGUGAUAUCAGGCAUGGAGAAAAACGCCACGGCCUUUGUCGGCUGUGACAACGGACAUUGUUGUGGAUGUUUCGGUCCAGUGGGUGGAACAAAAAAUUACUGCGCACAGAACUGUAAACCAAUCAAUGGAGGUACUGUUUCAAAGAACGUGUUUUCAUGGUUCUGGAUCAGAACCAGUCUUCCCAAAAAAAUCUGGAAAAAAUGUAUGGAUUAUCAAGUGACAAGAGCUGAUGGAAAAUCGAUUUCGUAUAAGUUGCUUGGACACAGUGUUAUCCCGGUUGAGGGGCGUUGUGACAAGGCCUUUCCUCUUCUACACGACGGAAUUGUAGUCGUGCCCGACUCUGCAGUCGCACAAAAGGUCCCUGCUGUCGAUGGCCUAUUGGAAUACCGCAAAGACAAGCAAGAACUUUAUGUAAGAUCGAAGAACGAAUGGAGCUUGCUUGCUAAGGAGGCGGAGGUCAGCAGAAAAAUUAGCACAUUGGAAAAUAUGAUUAAACAGAUCAACGAGAGCCUCCCAUUUAUUCAUUACCCGGAGUGCUCUGCAUACACAUGGCUGACAGAAAACAGCAGGAACAGAAAUCAUCUCACAACUGCGCCCAAUUACGGCUCUCUUAAGUGCGACAAUACUCUUUCCACUGGAUGGCACAGGUUUGGAGGAGGUGCUGGCGUAAAAAUGCCAACAACAUGUGUUGGUGAACAUAGAUGCUUAGGCGAUUUUGCCGGUUGGAUGAGAGGCGAUCAUCCAACAAUAUCUGAUGGAAAAGUCACGCGUAGUGUCUGUUUUAGCCAUGGUUCCAAUUGCUGUGUCUGGUCAGAUGAUAUCGAAGUGCUCAACUGUGGAGGUUAUUUUGUUUACAAACUUUCCCCCCCGUCUCGAUGUAGAGCGAGGUAUUGCGGUACUUUUUGACUAAGAGACAGCGGUUUAACGUGGGAAAUGCAAUUCCUGUUUCACUUGGCAUGAAGAUUAAGAAACAAAUAAUUUCAACCACCGAUAAAAUAAUUUCAAAAGAUGAUGAACUAUUCUUUUUUAGUGUAAUUGCAUGAAUAUAUAUGAUUUAUAAUGAUUGUAACUCGUAUAGGAUUAAUUCAUUGUAUUGGUUACUUAAGGACACAUUUAGAAGUGAGAAACAUCAUUUUACAAAUAUAUUUUUAUUAAAUAAAAACUUUUCUAAAAUUGUAAUGUAUCUACUUGUUUUCA